Aureobasidium pullulans EXF-150 is the source of this 990-nucleotide messenger RNA. Its product is annotated as nuclease s1. Gene Ontology annotation, biological process: DNA catabolic process. The transcript has 2 exons. Bases 1 to 990 code for a protein of 329 amino acids. Gene Ontology annotation, molecular function: endonuclease activity; nucleic acid binding. NCBI's taxonomy places the organism in Eukaryota, Fungi, Ascomycota, Dothideomycetes, Dothideales, Saccotheciaceae. The record is from RefSeq and is a predicted model, not a curated record.
AUGCCUCACAUUCGCACCUUUGCCGCCGUGCUCAGCGCAGCUCUCCCCGUCGCCAACGCUUGGGGCACUUUGGGCCAUGAAACCGUGGCUUUCAUUGCCCAGGACCGCAUGGCCGGGCACACGGUCUCCUGGGCUCAGGGUGUUCUGGACAACACUAGCACUUCCUACCUGGCGGGCAUCGCCGCGUGGGCUGAUACCUACCGCUACACUGCUGCUGGAACCUUCAGCGCCCCGUUCCACUUCAUCGACGCAGAAGAUAGUCCACCUUCGUUGUGUAGUGUGGACUAUGACCGCGACUGUGGAGCGAAGGGCUGUGUUGUUAGUGCUAUUGCAAACUACACUCAACGUGUCGUUUCCACCACUCUGAGUAACACCGAAGUCAACCACGCGCUCCGUUUCCUCGUUCACUUUGUCGGCGACAUUCACCAGCCUCUGCACGACGAAGCCCUCGAGAUCGGUGGCAACGAUAUCGACGUCACUUUUGCCGGAGCCUCAACCAACCUGCACCACAUCUGGGAUACAGAGAUCCCCGAGAAGUUCGUCGGCGGUUACUCUCUCUCCGAUGCCAAAGCCUGGGCUCAAACCCUCAACACUGCCACCAAGAGCGGCAUCUACGCAUCCCAGGUCGCGAGCUGGACUAAGGGCUUGGACGUUACUGAUCCGGUCACGACCGCUCUUGAUUGGGCUUCUGAGGCUAACGCCUACGUGUGUUCCACCGUCAUGCCUAAUGGCCAAGCCGCGGUUGAGGACGUCGACCUUAGCGGAGCUUACUACGCCUCGGCUAUCUCGGUUGUCGAACUCCAGAUUGCUAGGGCUGGUGUAAGACUGGCCGCCUACUUGGAUGCUAUUGCGAAGAAUCAGAAGGUGCUCACCAAACGCCUUGUCCAGGACGACGUAGACAUGAGCGGAGCCGAUCUACUGCCGGAUACCAGACCAUUGAGCAAGGCUAAAUUAGUGCGUGAGGCCGUUGGGUAUGGAUGUAAGCACUAG